AGGCCAAACUUCAUAUAUCCGCGGAAAUGGGUGAGUGUUGAAACGUCACCAGCAGUGUAGUUAGUUUCAAACUAUCCGAAAAUUGACAUAUAAACGAAGUCAUUAGUCAUUAGAGCACGUUUAAGAACUUCUUUAACUUUAUCGACAAAAUAUUUAAAGUAUGUUCAAAAACUUGGGAACCUGGUUUGGGAUAGAAAGCGAAAAUGGCCAAGUUGAGAAAGAAGACGAGUCUAUUGUUGAUGUCAGCGAAGACAAGAGACAUGAAAUAAACAAACCAACGGCUGCUGCCGAGAAAGACGCUGAUCCCCCUCAACUUCUCCAAAAAGCUAAGGGUUUCAGUGGUUACAUCUAUAAUUUCGCCAGCAGUGCCUCAAAGAAACUGUCCGAGUCUGUGGUUGAAACAGCUCAAACAUUUAAGAAAAGUGUAGAGGAGGGGAAAAUAAAUGGAAUUAUUGAUAAGACCAUUUUGGGUGAUUUCCAGAAAGAACAAGAAAAGUUUGUUCAGGAGAAUAAAGCAAAAAAGUUUGGUGCUGCUGUGCCACCAUGGGUUGGUUAUAAUGAAGAGGAGACCAUACAGCAACAGAUUUUAGCUCUUUCAGCCGACAAAAGAAAUUUUUUGCGGGACCCUCCUGCUGGGGUGCAUUUUCACUUUGACUUUGAGCAAAUGUAUCCAGUCGCCAUGGUGAUGCUGGAGGAAGAUGAGCUCCUCAGAAAGAUGCGCUUCCAUCUGGUCCCCAAACAGGUGAAAGAGGAGGUCUUCUGGAAGAAUUACUUCUACCGUGUGUCCUUGAUUAAACAGUCGGCUCAGCUCACAGCUCUAGCAGCACAACAGGCUGCCGAGCGGAGGGAUGUGGAGAAAACUGGCUGCAGUCCUGAUGAUCCUCAUCGAAAGGAUGGAGUUAAAGGGAAAACUCCCCGUGCCACCUGCAGUACCAAACCAAAGUCAAAUGAGGAUGAAGAGGACAUCUCCACCAGCCCACCUGUGUCUGAAUUUGUGAGUGAUGCUUUUGACUCAUGCAAGAUAAAUGAGGACGACUUACGCAAAGAAAUGGAGCAGUUUGUUCUGGACAAGCGAGAACAUCCAAACUCACAAGAGGAGGAGACUGCGGACUGGGAGAGAGAGUUGCAGGAGGAACUUGCAGAAUACGACGUGUUGGCUGAUAAUGAGAACCAUGAUGAAAAGUGGGACAGAGAGAUUGAAGACAUGCUAAAGGAGGACAGUUAGGGCACCCUAGCCUUAACUGUUUGAAGGACACCUUUAAGGUCAGGAAACAGCAACUGACAGCAUAUUUUAUGCUCCUAGUGGAAUGAUUAAUUUCAAUAUUGGUCCUCUAAGAGAUGGAGAAUACUGAAUAUUGUUAACAUUUCAGCAUGCUAUUUCUGUGGCCAUAAUAGUUCUAAACUUUAUGAGUAAAUAUUUAGUACUGUCUCUUAUAGUUGAGAGGAGAAGAUAUUGUCCUGCAUCUCAAAUUUCUUUCACUUUUAGAUGAUUUAAAUGUGAGCUAUAUAACAAGCGUGGAAUAUUUUAGAAUGAAGUUUAUCCUAUGACAGAGCCAACUCUUUUUUUGUCUUGUGUUGGUCUCUAAUAACACAUGACAGCGUAUUUUACGAUCAUAUUUGCUGACAGUAUGUUAAUGUAUAGAAUGUAAUACACAGUGUAUGUCAUACUUGUUAAGGACCGUGGGUAAUGUGUAUUCUAUCAAAAUGAUAUAAUGGAUUACUGAACAUGCGGUAAAUAUUUGGGCACACAUACUGUAUACUGUAGAUGCUGAUACAAUGUACUCUGUAAACUUGCAAGUCCAAACAAAUGUUGUGUUCUACAUCAAAAUUUAUUCAGGCACAGACCAAAAUCCUUUGUUUUUAUGUUGUUACCUAUGCAAACUGUCGUGUAUUGUUACAUUUCUAUUAACCAUUAGCUUCAGUUCAUUGUCUUUUUUUCUGAAGUUAAUACAUGUUGUUCUCUUGAGUUUACAUUUGUAAUUUGUUUUUGGAUACAAUGUUUUAUCAUAUGCAUUUUUUUUCUAAUGUGCUGUGAAUGACCUGUGAAGAAUUAAAGGCAAUAUGUGGCAAAUGUGACAAUACAGUC
Messenger RNA from Lates calcarifer (barramundi perch), 2086 nucleotides. RefSeq names its product synapse-associated protein 1. Gene Ontology annotation, cellular component: cytoplasm; synapse. The transcript has 9 exons. NCBI's taxonomy places the organism in Eukaryota, Metazoa, Chordata, Actinopteri, Centropomidae. Bases 161 to 1225 code for a protein of 354 amino acids. The record is from RefSeq and is a predicted model, not a curated record.